AUGCUACUGGCCAUCAACGAGACCGAGACCAAGCGCUACUUCUCUUCCGUACAGGAGCGGCAUUACUCAGAUAUUGGUAUUUUGGGGGCCUCUUUUUUUCCCCUCCCCUCUUUUGUCUCACAGCUCCACACUGACCUCGAUAAGGGGGACAGUUCGGUGAAGUACACCCUCUCGGGGGAAGGUGCUGGCUCCAUUUUCACAAUUGACCAAACUACGGGGGACAUCCAUGCCUUAAGGAGCCUUGACAGGGAGGAGAAGCCUUACUACACCCUGCGGGCUCAGGCUGUGGACAUCGACACCAAUAUCCCCCUGGAGCCGGAAUCGGAGUUUGUCAUCAAGGUCCAAGAUAUCAAUGACAAUGAACCAAAAUUCCUGGAGGGACCUUACACAGCCAGCGUACCCGAGAUGUCACCAGUCGGGACCUACGUGACACAAGUAACAGCCACAGACGCGGAUGACCCAACCUAUGGAAACAGUGCCAGAGUUGUGUACAGCAUCCUUCAUGGUCAGCCAUACUUCUCUGUUGACCCCAAAACAGGUGUUAUAAAGACAGCUUUGCCCAAUAUGGACAGAGAAGUGAAGGAAGAGUACCAGGUAUUAAUCCAGGCCAAGGACAUGGGGGGGCAACUGGGAGGACUGGCUGGGACCACCAUUGUCAACAUUACGCUCAGCGACGUUAACGACAACCCACCCAGGUUCUCUAAAAGUUUCUUCCACCUGAGAGUUCCUGAAUCCUCUGCAAUGGGGUCUGCUGUCGGCAGAAUAAAGGCCCAUGACUUGGACAUUGGGAGGAACGCCGAAGUAGAGUACACCAUCGUUCCCGGCGAUGGCGGCGCCAUGUUUGACAUCACAACCAAUGAGCACAACCAAGAGGGGAUGAUCAUUCUCAAAAGGCCGCUGGACUAUGAGACCAAGAAGGCGUACACCUUCAAGGUGGAAGCCUCCAACGCUCAUUUGGAUCCACGAUUCCAGAGCUUUGGGGCUUUCAAAGACACAGCAACAGUGAAGAUUAACGUGCUGGAUGUGGAUGAGCCCCCGGUGUUCAAUAAGCCCUCCUAUGUGAUGGAUGUGUACGAGGACACGCCCGCGGGCACCAUCAUUGGGGCGGUGACGGCACAGGAUUUAGACGCCAGCAGCAGCCCAGUCAGGUAUUCCAUCGACUGGAAGAGUGACUUGGACAGCUACUUUGACAUCGAUCCGGUGGAAGGAACUAUUUCCACAAACGAGCUGCUUGACAGGGAGAACAUCGCCCAGCACAAUAUCUCUGUUGUGGCAACCAAACUCAACAGCCCGGUUCUGACCAGCCGAGUGGCCGUCACGGUGCACGUCCUGGACAUCAACGAGUUCCCGCCUGAACUGGCCAGUCCUUAUGAGACCUUCGUUUGUGAAAACGCCAAAGUGGGACAGGUGAUUCAGAUCUUCAGUGCAAAAGAUCAAGACCUACCGAGUGCUGGGCAACAGUUCUCCUUCAGAACGUCAAAGGAAGACGUCAAGAAUAAGAAUUUCACAGUUAGAGACUUUGGAAACAACACGGCAGGAAUUGUGACAAAGCGGAGCGGCUUCAGGCGGCGUCUACAGGAGAUCUACUUCCUGCCUGUUGUGAUAGAAGACAAUGGCUACCCACCGAAGAGCAGCACGGGCACGCUAACCAUUCGUGUGUGUGGCUGCGAGUUGGACGGCUCGCUGCUGACAUGCAGCGCCGAGGCCAUCUUCCUUCCUGUGGGGCUGAGCACAGGAGCUCUCAUCGCCAUACUUCUGUGCAUCGUCAUCUUAUUAGUUAUCGUCGUGCUCUACGUGGGAUUAAGACGGCAGAAGAAAAAGGAAACCCUCAUGUCCUCCAAAGAGGACAUCCGAGAUAAUGUGAUCCACUACGACGACGAAGGAGGAGGGGAAGAGGACACACACGCCUUUGACAUGGGGACCCUUCGAAACCCCAAGGUUGUCAAGGAGAACCUGUACCGCAGGGACAUCAAGCCCGAGACGCAGCGAGGCCCCAGGCCGCCCGCCUCUCAGGACAGCUCAAACAUCCGAGACUUCAUCAACCAGCGGCUGAAAGAGCACGACACAGACAACUCGGCUCCGCCCUACGACUCUUUGGCCACGUACGCGUACGAGGGGGACGGCUCGGUGGCAGAGUCUCUCAGCUCCAUCGAGUCGCUCGCAGUAGACUUUGAGGAGGACUACGACUACCUCAGUGACUGGGGGCCUCACUUUAAAACUCUGGCGGGGAUUUUUGGAGAGCAGUCGGAAACUCACUCAGAUUCGACAAACACAGAGAACAUGCACUGAUGUUCCUCAUGGACUCAAAAAGGGAAGAUGUAACAUUGUUUUGUUUCUUUUUUAUUUUUUUGCUAUUGCCUCAUAUUUUUUUCACCAUAGUUUUUCUCCAAUGUUUGUUUUGUUUUACAACUCACUGGUUCUAUUUUAUAAGUAAUUUUACAAUGUUCAGUCCCAAAAUUGUAAAAAAAAAAAAGAAAAAAAAAAACACACACAAAAAUAUGUUAACAUGAUUAGAUGGGCAGCCAUUCAAUUUUUUGUCGAUUGAAUGUUGUUUCACGUCUUGCAUUUAGUUUCCUCUUGGGGAAGACGCACGGAAAUGUUGUCAUUUCCUGGAACAUCCUUUAAAGUGCCUCAAUAUAAUUGUUUCACUUGCUGUUUCAUGGCACAUAUCCGGUGCAUUUCUUAAUUUUUCUCAUCCCCAUAAGUAAAAGCUGAUUCCGUCAGCGUGCUGUACUGUGCUCAGACUGGCAUCGAGACCAAUGCCAGAACCUGUGAGGCAAAUGAAACGGGCCGAGUUUGCCCAAAGAAUCUUCUGAAUGUUAUUUAUUGUUCUAUUUAUUUAUUGGAUGACUGAGUCUGAUUGGAUGCUUGUGUAUUUAUCUAUUUAUCUCUCAAUCAUCAAUCGGUAUUUUUUAUUUUUGGAAACACUUGAGGAUUUUUGUAAUUAAUGAAAAAGGCCCAUGUGAAAAUUGUAUGUUUCUGUUAGUUGGAUCUUGUAAAUAGACUUGUACUAGAGUUGUAAAAAAGAUAUGGUUAGGGCUGGCUAAAUGCUACAGUUUGGUCAUGUAAUAAGCACUGUUUUCUUAAAUAAAUGGCACUUGGACAGAAAAGCUUA
Poecilia latipinna (sailfin molly) is the source of this 3115-nucleotide messenger RNA. Its product is annotated as cadherin-12. Gene Ontology annotation, cellular component: catenin complex; adherens junction; plasma membrane. The transcript has 12 exons. Gene Ontology annotation, biological process: multicellular organism development; cell migration; cell-cell adhesion mediated by cadherin. The record is from RefSeq and is a predicted model, not a curated record. Lineage: Eukaryota; Metazoa; Chordata; Actinopteri; Cyprinodontiformes; Poeciliidae. Gene Ontology annotation, molecular function: cadherin binding; calcium ion binding; beta-catenin binding. The coding region runs from base 1 to 2289 and encodes 762 amino acids.